AUACCUUCCCCUCCUUGCUUAUUCCACAAAUUAACUAUCCUCUUCUAUCUCCUUUCUCUCUUAGUAAACAUAAAAAAUUCUACUAACAAUGGUUUUGGUUCAUAACCAUGCUGAAAAAGAUGGUUCAACUGAUGGAGGUCUAGUCGAUUUUCGUGGAAAUCCAGUUGAUAAAUCGCGUACCGGAGGAUGGCUUGGUGCAGGGCUUAUUCUAGGUACAGAGUUAUCAGAAAGAAUAUGUGUUAUGGGGAUAUCGAUGAAUUUGGUGACUUACUUGGUUGGAGAUUUACAUCUUCCAUCUUCUGAUUCUGCCAACAUUGUUACUAAUUUCAUGGGAACACUCAAUCUUCUUGCACUGCUUGGUGGUUUCUUGGCUGAUGCUAAACUUGGACGUUAUGCCACUAUUGCAACCUUUGGUUGCAUAGCCGCUGUGGGAGUAACACUGUUGACACUUGCAACAUCCAUCCCAAGUAUGAAGCCUCCCGUAUGCGACUCAAGAUCGAAAGGCCACUGCAUCGAAGCCAGCGGGCAGCAGCUUGCUCUCCUCUACGCAGCAUUAUACACCAUAUCACUCGGUUGUGGAGGGAUCAAGUCUAGUGUGUCUGGUUUUGGAUCAGACCAAUUUGAUUCGUCGAAUCCUAAAGAGAACAAGGCCAUGAUAUACUUCUUUAACAGGUUCUACUUCUGCAUUAGCCUUGGAUCUUUGUUUGCUGUGACAGUGCUAGUGUAUAUACAAGACAAUGUUGGAAGGGGGUGGGGGUAUGGUAUAUCAGCUGGCACAAUGAUACUAGCUGUGGCGGUUUUGCUUGGCGGAACAUCAUUGUAUAGAUUUAAGAAGCCAGAGGGAAGUCCUUUGACUAUCAUAUGGAGAGUUUUGAUCUUGGCUUGGAGAAAGAGGAAAUUUUCUCACCCUUCUGAUCCUGGAUUCUUGAAUGAAUAUCACAAUGCUAAAGUACCACAUACAAAAAUGCUGAGGUGUUUAGACAAGGCAGCGAUUCUUGAUGAUUAUGCAGUUGCAAAUGAAAACAGAAUCAAUUCAUGGAUAGUAUCAACGGUUAGUCAAGUCGAAGAAGUGAAAAUGGUUCUUAAGUUGAUUCCUAUAUGGUCUACAUGUAUACUCUUUUGGACUGUCUACUCUCAAAUGAACACCUUCAGUAUCGAGCAAGCUACCUUCAUGAAUCGAAAUGUUGGCAAAUUUGGCAUCCCAGCAGGCUCAUUUUCCGUCUUUCUCUUUAUUUCUAUACUCUUGUUUACUUCAAUAAACGAAAGAGUCACCGUACCAAUAGCUAGAAAGAUCACGGGCAAUAGACAAGGACUCACAAGCCUUCAAAGAGUUGGAAUUGGACUAAUACUAUCUAUUGUUGGUAUGGUAGCUGCAGCUAUUGUUGAGAAACAACGAAGGGAAAACGCGAUACACCACAAUUAUAGCAUAAGUGCAUUUUGGUUAGUCCCUCAGUUUUUCAUUGUUGGUGCUGGUGAAGCUUUUGCCUACGUUGGACAACUCGAAUUCUUCAUCAGGGAAGCACCAGAAGGGAUGAAAUCAAUGAGCACCGGGUUAUUCCUCAGCACGCUCUCAAUGGGAUUUUUUAUUAGUAGCUUACUAGUGUCAAUUGUACAUAAGGUAACAAACGGAAGCUGGCUUAAAAACAACUUGAACAACGGUAAGCUAGACUACUUCUACUGGAUGCUAGCAGUACUCGGAGUGCUCAAUUACUUCGUGUUCCUUGUUUUCUCCACGAGACAUCAGUACAAGACACAACAUCUUAGUACUACUCUUGAAGACUCGGAAGAAGAGCUCAAGAAUUGGAACGAUACGAGCAUUGACAACACGCAAAAGAAUCCUAAUGAUGCAGAGAAGGAACAAGUUUAAAUGCUCUUGCCAUAUACAGACCAGCAAUGUCUAAGCAUUAUUUAUAGGAUUUCGAAGUGCCUCAUUCUUUUCUAGUGUACUUUGUACUAUAACUUCGUAUUCGUUUUCACAGUGACAUUGUGUAGUAUUUCUCUGUAGACAGAAGGUUUGUGUUUUGAGGUAAAGAAUGAAAGCAGG
Messenger RNA from Solanum verrucosum, 2044 nucleotides. Its product is annotated as protein NRT1/ PTR FAMILY 6.4-like. Gene Ontology annotation, molecular function: nitrate transmembrane transporter activity. Gene Ontology annotation, cellular component: membrane. Lineage: Eukaryota; Viridiplantae; Streptophyta; Magnoliopsida; Solanales; Solanaceae. The record is from RefSeq and is a predicted model, not a curated record. Gene Ontology annotation, biological process: transmembrane transport; response to nitrate. The coding region runs from base 89 to 1867 and encodes 592 amino acids. The transcript has 5 exons.